GAUGCGCUGCUGGUGCUCGCCGGCACCUUCCUCGAGCAAGACGAGGAGCUGCAUGACGCUCGCAGAGAGGUGUACCGUGCCCUGGUGGAGGAGGCUUGGAAGAUCGCUAUGCACAGCAGGUACUACCUGACCACCCAGUGCCUGGACACGCCGAGCGACUCCGCCUGGAUGAUGGUGUACAAGUACGGCAGCGACGUGAACUUCCUGAACACUACAAGUUUGACCAGGUCGGCUUUCAACCAGCUCCUGCAGCGGUUUAGCCGCUUCUACUACAUUUCGCGCCAAACGACACGCGGGCGUCCAACCAAGCUGAAGCACCACCACCAGGUGCUCGGCCUCGUGCUCUGCUUCUACGUCGGCUCGAUGGAGCAAAGCUCCCUUUGCAUGCUGUUUGGGACCCCGCCAAGCACGCUGUCGAGGACGCUUGCGCGCGCCGAGGAAGCACUGGCGCAGGCGCUGAGCGGAUACGCCCCCGCACGGAUCUCGUGGCCGUCCCCAGCUCGCCAAGCCGAGUUGGCGAAGCUGGUGGAGGCUCGCGAACCACUUCUCAAACACACCUUUGGGUUUAUUGAUGGGAAGAACUUCCGGGUA
Messenger RNA from Phytophthora sojae, 591 nucleotides. RefSeq lists its product as hypothetical. The annotation marks the transcript as partial. The transcript has 2 exons. NCBI's taxonomy places the organism in Eukaryota, Oomycota, Peronosporomycetes, Peronosporales, Peronosporaceae. The record is from RefSeq and is a predicted model, not a curated record.